AUGGCGAGUGGUGGACAGAGUAGGAAUCCCUGUGACGCGGCCGAGCUGCAGCAUCCAGGGGUAGACGUGCUAACUGCCAAGCAGCUCGCCGACACUGGCUGCAAGACCUUCUCCGCUUCCAUGAUGCUCCUCACCGUGUACGGGGGUUACCUCUGCAGCGUGCGAUCCUGCCGUUUCUUGCAGCUGCGCAAUGCCAGGCGCCAGGCUGCGGAAGACCAGAAGUCCUCAGGAGUCAUGUAG
Messenger RNA from Meriones unguiculatus (Mongolian gerbil), 240 nucleotides. Its product is annotated as cytochrome c oxidase assembly protein COX14-like. The record is from RefSeq and is a predicted model, not a curated record. Gene Ontology annotation, biological process: mitochondrial respiratory chain complex IV assembly. The transcript has a single exon. The coding region runs from base 1 to 240 and encodes 79 amino acids. NCBI's taxonomy places the organism in Eukaryota, Metazoa, Chordata, Mammalia, Rodentia, Muridae. Gene Ontology annotation, cellular component: mitochondrion.